Aphis gossypii (cotton aphid) is the source of this 4295-nucleotide messenger RNA. Its product is annotated as GDP-fucose protein O-fucosyltransferase 2. Lineage: Eukaryota; Metazoa; Arthropoda; Insecta; Hemiptera; Aphididae. The record is from RefSeq and is a predicted model, not a curated record. The transcript is spliced from 7 exons. Gene Ontology annotation, molecular function: peptide-O-fucosyltransferase activity. Gene Ontology annotation, biological process: protein O-linked glycosylation via fucose. The coding region runs from base 390 to 1604 and encodes 404 amino acids.
UUUUAUCUAUUAUCAUUAGUCACGACGAUAUCGUGAUAAGAGAAAGAUAAUCAUAUUGUUGUUUUAAUUUUUUGGUAACCGAACUCCGCGCUGUGGCGGCAGCUGCUCGAUGCCUAGCCGCGGCGGCUGGUCUUGGCUGUUCCGUGUUCUCUUACGCCCUUCUUCCUUCUGAUUUCUGUUUUUUACGUUUAACAAUGUCCGCCGUAAAUUCCCGAGUAUCAGAGUAUAAUAUAUGAGUACCAGAGGCUCAUCGAUUCGUAUAAUAUGCCAUACUAUUUACUUUUGUCGGACGACAUUGUGCCGGCAGUGCUGUUGUCCGCAUCACGUACAGUGACUCGUGAUGAAUAGUGAGUUUAACAUUUAAAAAUCUUUCAAGCCGACUACGAAACAUGCAUCUGGACUCGGCUUGUUGGUGCUUGACACUAGUCUUGUGGACUGCAGUUCAAUUCGAGUGUUUGUUGUGCGCCGAUGACAACCGGCUGUCGGACGAAGGAGAAACAUUGGCCGGCCAUACUGUACUCAACACGUUGCCUCGGUAUAUUUUGUAUGAUGUCAACAAGCCUGAAGGAUUUAAUUUACGCCGUGAUGUGUUCAUAAGAAUGGCAUCUUUUAUACAUCAUAUGAAUAAAGUGUCUGAUUAUCAUUGGAUUUUGGUGUUGCCACCAUGGCAUCGUUUGUAUCAUUGGAGAUCAUCAAAUCUUGUGCAAGACCGUGUUCCAUGGAGUCUAUUUUUCAAUGUAGAUUCUAUUAAAAAUAUUGUUCCAGUUGUUGAAUUACAUGAAUUUUUUCAAAUGAACGGAUUAAGACCUUUGGAUGCCCAAGUUACGUUACAAGAUUUUAAUUUGAAAUCAUUUGAUCAAUAUCCAGACUUUUCAGACAAAUGGGAAAUAGCCAAUUGCAAAGGUCAAGUUCAAAAAGAAUUUUGGAAUCUAAACAAUCUAACAUUUACCAAAUCAUUAUGUAUAUCAUUUCAAGGAAUUUCUACUCUAUUGGCUGACAUCGUUCAGGAGUUACAACCAAGAACUAUUAUAUUUGACCAUGCGGAAUUAGCAUUGCACAACUAUUAUGGUGGACAAGAGUAUUGGAGGAUUAGAAAAAGUAUGCAAUUUAGUAACAACCUGCAUGAAAUUGCUAAGGAAUUUAUGAAAAAAAAUUUAAAACAAGAUUACUUGUGUGCACAUUUGCGUCGCAGAGAUUUUUUGUAUGGCCAUCCCAGUGAUGUACCCAGUAUUAACAAUACAGCUAAACAGAUAAUAGAGAAACUAAGUUUAAUGAGUAAUAUUAAAACAAUUUAUAUAGCAACUGAUGCUUCAAAAAAAGAAUUUGAAGAACUUAAUAAUUAUUUGCAACCUUAUGAAGUGUUUAAAUUUGAAGCUGAUGAGAAAACCUUGAAUAAUUUUUUGGAUGGUGGAGUAGCAAUAAUAGAUCAAAUAAUAUGUUCUCAAGCAAAAUAUUUUAUCGGAACAUCCAAAUCUACGUUUUCAUUCCGAAUUCAAGAGGAGAGGGAAAUUCUUGGAUUGCCAGUAGAAACUACAUUCAAUAGCUUUUGUGGAGACAACAUUGUUAAGUGUACACAACCAACAAAGUGGAGAUUUGUUGAAUAACAAUAGUUAUACUAUACAAGUUGACUCUUGCAAUGUCUUGUGGUACAACUAUAAACGGUUAUUUCGUUUAUUGGUAUCUUGCAUUGUCAUUAUCCAGCAUGAUUUUCAGCUCUUUAUUAAAGCGUAAUAAAAAUGUUCCGGCAGUGAAAAACUUCAUUUCUAGUAACUGUGCAGCACUUUUACGGUUAUUCGGGUUAAACUGCAGACAAUAUGUUGUUAUUUCCAUGAGAUAUCCUGGCCACCAGGCAUACACUUUUCGAAGUGCCUUAGCAGUUUUUGAUAUUAUAUAAGAUUGAGACUGCAGUGCACGGCUAGCCUCUAAAUUAAGGCUAAAGCCGUGUUUGCGUAAAUACUCGUCUACAACUGUUAAGUCACAAUUAUCACUACCCAGUAUUUUUGUAAUGCCAUAUAAUUGACUGAUAACUGUGUCUUCAGCGACAAGAGGCAUUUUGCUGAUCAAUUCUGUGAUCAAAAUGCCUAUAAAAUACCACACAGUAUCCAAAUAUAUAAUAUAAUAAAUGUAUGAUUGUUUCUCAUAACACUGGUUGACUGGACACUUACCAACUGACCAAAUGUCCACAGUAGCAUCAUAUUUUGUUGAUUCCAUCAGCAUUUCUGGGGCUUGGUACCAAACAGUGCCCAUCUCAAUGCUCAAAUCUAGUGUUCGGUCUGAACAAAACAUGCGGGACACUCCAAAGUCACAGAUCUUGAUUACACCAUUGGCUGACAGUAAAAUAUUUUCUGGUUUGAUGUCGCGGUGCACAACAUUCUGACCAUGUAUGUAGUUCAGUCCUCUCAAUACCUUUGACAGUUUUCUGACAUCAGCAAACAUUAUGUUAGGUUAAUAAUCAUGAAAAUAUGCUCACUUGAUAUAUACACUCUUUGGUGUCAUCUACAGUUAAAGAUCCACCAUUUAACUCCAAAUGUCUGUAAAGGUUGUAACGCAUCAACGGAAAUACCAUAUGAACAUGACCAUUGUGCCUGAAUGUUUCAAUCAUUGAUACUACAUGAUCAUCAUUGAGUGCCCGUAAUAGACAAAUCUCACGCACCAUCAUCUCGCAGUACCUACGGUAGCUGGCACCUCGGCGACCAUUCAUUGUGUUACGCAGCUUCUUCACCGCCACUACCUGCCCGUUUGUCACAUCAAGACAUUUCGAAACUGUACCGUAAGUACCUGAGCCUACUACGCCCAACUCCCUAUACUUGUACAUAAAAUAUGAUAUUUUAAGAAAAAAUGUAUUUACAAGUUAAAAUUUGAAAUCCAGCUGCAUAGGUUUGUCCUUGUGCAUGCCCCACAGAAUGAUAAAAAUAAAAUUAAUAGAUAUUUAAAAAAGAAAAAGAUAUUUAUUAAAAUAAAAACAUCAACAGUAGUCAUUAUUAGAUUUUCACCGUGGAAACAUAUCUGAUAAUUCUUCUUUUUUAUGUGUAUAACUUAUAUUAGUACAACAGAAUAAUUAUAAAUUUUAUUAUAAUACUAUAUAAUUAUUCAACUAAACAAUAUCACAUUUAAUAUUAUAUUAUUACUAGCUGUCCCAACACGGUGUUGCCAGUGUAUUAGUUUCUUUUUUUUGGCAUUUUUGUAGGCCAUGUGUUAGUGUUUACUGUAAUAAUAAAGUCAUGAAGUAUCUGUAUCAAAAUCUGAAAGUGUUUAUUAUAAUCAUAAAAAAGUUAGGUAUUACUGGUCAAUUUAUACAAAUUAUAGUAUAAAAAUGGAUAAAUAUCUGUGGUUAAUAUGGCUUACUUUAUAAGUUUAGGUCUCAAUUCCAUCCAAUAUAAACACUUAGCAUUAUACUGUUACUGUAGUUACUAUAUAAAAUCUAUACAAAAACUUUUCUAACCCCCCCCCCCCUUUAUUCCCUUAAAAGUCGAAUUUUAAAAAAUCUUUUCUUAGUGUGCCCCUACAUUGCUUAACCUCUGUACAACAUUUCAAGUCGCCAGACCCUGUGGUUUGGUCUGGGCGUUGAUGAGAGAAUAGGUCUCCUAUAUGUAUAUAGAUUGAAAAGUUAUAAUUUUUUUUUUUUUUCAUUAAAUUUAAGUAUAGAAGUUUGCUGAAGCGAAUACCUGUUAGUUUACUAAUGGGUUCGUUUUGUACGAAUAAAUUUAUGUUUAAGAGCAUUGGUAUGAAAACAACUUGUUCCUAGGAUAUUAUACCUAUUGUGUUUUUUUUUUGUUUGUAUUUAAAUUUUAUUGAUAAUUUUGUUGACUAUCAAUAAUUAUUAUUGUUUUACUAGCUUGUUAUGUCUCGUGUAUAUUUAUUAUUUAUAACUUAUUAUAAACUUCAAAUUUUCAAUCAACUCUCAUAAAAUAAUUUAUAGCAAGAAAAUGUUCUAUUUGUUUUUUAAUUUAACGUUUUUAUUGUGCUUAUGCCUUAUUUGUAAAUAUGUUUACAUCAUAACUGUCGUUUAAAAAAUUUGUUUUACUACAAUGUUUGAAUUUUGAAUCACCUAUAUUUGAACAACUAUAAAGAGGUAGAUUUUUGUACAUCAUAAAUAUCCAAAAGUCUGGAUGUCGAUAGUUCUAAAUUUUUGAAAUAUUUUUCUAUACAUUGGCCGUAUAGGAAUUUUACUGUGUAAAUAUCAAAUGAUACAAUUAUUUUAUUUUACUUUUUUUAUGCUUUUUAUAAUUUUAGCACUUAGAAUAAUACAAUUCAUCUAAUUUUAAGGGAUUAAAAUUUUGAAACAUUAAUAAUAU